This is a messenger RNA of Trichomonas vaginalis G3, 402 nucleotides long. RefSeq lists its product as uncharacterized. Bases 1 to 402 code for a protein of 133 amino acids. The record is from RefSeq and is a predicted model, not a curated record. Lineage: Eukaryota; Parabasalia; Trichomonadida; Trichomonadidae. The transcript has a single exon.
AUGUCUGUUCCAUUGACUUUAAGCACACCAAUUUUAUAUAUUGUUUCAAACUUAGGUUCAAAGUGCUAUUCGAAUGUCGACAGAAACUACUAUGACCAAAAGAUACUCAUGCGUAUAAACAACACUUUCUCUGCUGGUUUGCCUAUUGUUCAUUCGAAUGCAGAGUUUUCAGCUUUAGUAAACUCAAACACUUUAGCAAACAUAAACUUAACCUUAGUUGACGCAAACUUUGUUCCUGUAAAACUUUUAUGUCCUAUGUAUUUGUCAAUGACGGCAGAAAGUUUCGAAUUGGAAGAUGCAACUGGUGAAAGUAUUGUACUACAAGAACAACUUCAACAACAAAUAGCUCAAGAACAACAAAUGCAACAAAUGGAACAAAUGCAACAACAAGCUCAAGAAUAA